Messenger RNA from Procambarus clarkii (red swamp crayfish), 2147 nucleotides. RefSeq lists its product as uncharacterized. The record is from RefSeq and is a predicted model, not a curated record. NCBI's taxonomy places the organism in Eukaryota, Metazoa, Arthropoda, Malacostraca, Decapoda, Cambaridae.
UUUGGAUAUGGCAGCCCUGUACAACGCCAGCAGUCACAUGUUGUGAUGAGGAUCCUCUGUCGACGCGUUCUCUGUUCUCGCUCCUGAAUAUUGCGUUUGUUGCGUCUACUGCACAAUGACAUAUAAGAGGAAGAUUCACAAGAUUAGAGCAGCAAAUCUGGCACUCGCUCGCCGUCUUUAUCAGCAAAGGAAAGCCGCUUUAGCGCAAGUAAGAGUAAUAUCGAGUGAAGAUUGUGGUGGCCUCCCGGUUUCAGUUGUGAGAGGCUUGACGCUGACAACUCCCUCCUCGACGACCCUCACGCACCCUCCUGGACCCCAGCCCCUCUCUCCACGCCGCAAUACAGUGCUAUCUACCUCUACUAGCGAGGAUGAUGAGGCAGUCCCAUCUACAUCUGCCGAGGAUGAUGGGGCAGUGCCAUCUACUGUCGAGGACGAUGGGGCAGUCCCAUCUACAUCUACUGCUGAGGUUGAUGAGGCAGUGGCGACUCCCAGAGUUUCGAAAAGGCGUAUAGAUACACCGAGCAGUGCCCAAAAGCGAUUGAAAAUAUUUAGAGAACAGACGGCAGAAACAUGUAUCAGUGAUAAUGAGAUCGAAGGAAUAAAACGUCAAGCAGAUGCACGUGAGACAGUGCUAAUGGUGACAGACAGGAACCUUGAAAAGUACCUAGAUGAAAAUUCUCCAUGUAUGUAUUGCGCACGUGAUUCCCAAAUUCAUGAAGUCCUUAUUGAACAACAUAAUGUUCACGUCAUCAAAACCUGUAAUGAGUGUAAUAUGUCCGUCAAACGACCAUUGCAGACAAAUUACGAUAUUCUGAAGACAUUAGUGCACUGCAAUAUGCUAAAUGGUCAAGGAUACGUGUUUUACGAACGUUGGUGUGCCAUAAAUAGGAUGAAAUUUGUAUCACAGAAGGUGUAUGACAGGUGGCAGGAUCAUAUCAGAGAUGCUGCUAAUCUAAAAUGGGCGGAUGUGCAAGAAAACACUCAGGGUAUAAUAUUUGACCAUUACAUAAAACAGUUACAUAGAGAACCCACUGAUGGCAUCCUUGACAUUGAUGUGUCAUUUGACGGAUCAUGGCAUACAAGAGGCCAUCAUUCACAAAUUGGCACUUCAUUUGUGGUUGAAAUAUUCACUGGCAUGGUAGUUGACUUUAAUGUUUUCUGCAAAAAGUGCUCUCAGUGCCAACAAUUCGAGCGGUCGAAAAAAAGUGGAAAACUAAACCAGGCCCAGUUUGACAGUGAAAUGGCUAAACAUCUUCCAAAGUGUGAUAGGAACUACAGUUCUAGUGCGAAAAAUAUGGAGGCGGAUGCAGCAGUGUUGAUGUGGGGUAGAUCAGAAGUUAACAAACUCAGGUAUACGACCUUCGUGGGGGACGGUGACUCGUCUGCUUACAAUAAGGUUUGUGCAAUGAACAAUGGUGCUGGACCAUACGGCGACACAAAGGUAGAAAAAGCCGAGCGUAUAAAUCACUUCAGCAAGAGAGUUUCUACACAGCCCCGCAACUUACAGAAAUCAGCUGUCGAAGUCAAGGAGUCGAAAAGGAAGUCAAGACGAAUGUCACUAGUGAAAGGUAAAGGAAAACUGACUGACUCAGACUCUAACUCAGAAAAACUAACUCAGAAUCCAAAUGAGUCUCUACACCAACGAGUUUGGACAAUGGCCCCCAAAGACAGAUUUGUUGGUCGUACAAUGGUUGACUUCGCCAUGGCAGUAACAGCCACCAACUACAACUCCGGGUAUUCCAGGGGAUCUCUGACCAGCCUCAUUGGAAUACCUCAGAAUGAUAUAACUGAUUGGUACUUUAGUAGAAAGGAGAAGUUGAUGCAGAAACCAAUGACACGCACCACCAAGCCAAGACAGGCUCCUGAGGAAGGGGAUCCCGGGGCAGGUUCCUGUUAGUGCCCAUUGCAGUGCCACCUUGAGGACCCACAAUUUGGACCAAUUACAAUAGGGGAUUUGCAUGGAACCUGCACACCUUGCUGAGCGGAUGCCUAUCUGCAAGGGUGCCAAUUAUGAACGAAAUCGGUCGACGUCAAGCUCUGCUACAGGUGGCCAAACUUUGAUCUUAUUUUACAUAGGGUGUGAUGCUGAAACUUGGACCAGUUGCAGCCCUUUCCUUCACCAUUUUGUAAAUAAAUUUUUAAGAAAA